Molecule: messenger RNA, 2333 nt
Organism: Setaria italica (foxtail millet)
Lineage: Eukaryota; Viridiplantae; Streptophyta; Magnoliopsida; Poales; Poaceae
Product: probable transcription factor MYB58
Exons: 4
Coding region: 1027-2052 (341 amino acids)
Source: RefSeq, a predicted model, not a curated record
AUUGGGUGCCACUCCCGCAGCUGACCCCGAAAUACCCUAGUGGCGGCGGCGAUGGACGAGCGAGGCGGCGGCGGCGGCGGCGGCGGCGGCGCGGAGGCGGAGAGGUGGCCGUGGUGGGCGGCGGCGAGCGCGGCACAAGUGGGGACCGGGGUCGCGUGGUUCAGGCGGGGCAAGGGCGGCGCGGAGGUGGCGAUGCCGUUCAAGGCGUUCGCCAUCGCCUCCCUCUUCGUCGGCGCCGGCGCCACCGCCGUCGCCGCCGGAGUGCUCGCCGCGGGCGUCGGAUCGGUGGAGGACAUGAAGGGCAUCGGCGCCAACAUCCGGAGGUGGAUGGGAGCUCCUCCUCGCCGAGUGGGAGGUGACUGACUAGUGACAGCAUGCCGCAACUGUGAUUUGGACGAGAAAUUUCAGUCCUGCUAGGAAACUAGUAGAAUUCUGGGUGGCAGAUGUGAUCUGGAUUGCUUCACAUUUGUGAGCUAGGUGUCUGCCAUUCUGAAUUGGUGUGCAAAGGAGUAAUAAGAUGACUGUUGUAGUGUACUACUCCUACCUUGUAUCACAAGCUUAUUAUUUUGAUCAAAAUCUACUUCUCCUUCGUUCCAUAGACCAUAGUGCGCAUACUACUUUACUCUCUUUGCUGAAUUUUCUGAAAUGCAAACUGUCUGAAACCAAUUUCUACCAUAUAGGUGAUUCGAAAGACCACAAAUUCGUGACAGGACGCCCUGAAUUUUGGGCGCACGUAACAACAAAAUAGCGGCGAGUCGGCUAGACACAGAGCAUCCUUGGGCCGCGGGAAUCGGAGGUCGUGGGGGUGGAGGAGCGGUUACCCGCCCGCGUUCGUGCGCCCGCUCCACCGCUGCCUGCGCCGCUUCGGGAAUCAAACCCGCCCGUCGGAUCGCCACCUGACGCUCCCGGUCGCGCCACGUGCGCCACUCCGUCCCCACGGGCCCCAUAAGGAGCACGGCGACGGCACAGCCCCUGUCCGGAACAGUUCCAUUGGGAGAGGAGAGAUCGUGCUCCUGCGUUGAGGCAAUGGCUCGAGCACCUGGCGGUGCCCGGCGGCGGGGCGGCAGGAGGGACGCGGCGGGCGGCGGUGCGGCGGUGCGGAAGGGGCCCUGGAUGGCGGAGGAGGACGCGGUGCUGCUGGAGCACGUGCGCGCGCACGGGCCCCGCGACUGGAGCUCCAUUCGAUCCAAAGGCCUCCUGCCACGCACCGGCAAGUCCUGCCGCCUCCGCUGGGUCAACAAGCUCAGGCCGAACCUCAAGACUGGCUGCAAGUUCUCCGCCGACGAGGAGCGGGUGGUGCUGGAGUUGCAGGCGCAGUUCGGGAACAAGUGGGCGAGGAUCGCCACCUACUUGCCGGGGAGGACGGACAACGACGUCAAGAACUUCUGGAGCACCCGCCAGAAGCGGCUCGCUAGGCUCCUGCGCGCACCGCUCCCCGCCCCGUCCAGCAGGAGCACCAGAGCCAAGGCGCCGGCGGCGGCCUCGUCUCUGCAGUCGCGCCCCGCCGCCGUGGGUCCCUGCCUGGACCGAGUUCCAUUCGGGAGCAGCUCCUCCGGCGUCCACCCAUGCAGCGCAGCAACACCAUUCAUGGACACCCAGAAUGCUGCCCUGAUCCAGUACGAUCAGGCAGCGGGCUCCGGGCUUCUCGGCUUCAACGGAGCGCUGCCGCCGUUCGCGCCGGUCGCCGACAGCCACGCGUGCUCCUCGUCGUCAAACGCGGGCCCGUUGUUGCUACCAAGGCUGCCGUUCGAUGAGCCUCCGUACCCUCUGCUCGACUACCCGGGGAUGCCGGAGGGUUGGAACAUGGCUCCCGGCGGGUUCGUCAACGCCGGCGCCAUGGAUGACCUCGCCUACCAGGAGCUGCUUCCGAUGAUGACGCAACCCGCUCCGAUGAUCUUUCCGUUCUUCGGCACGGGGUGCGCGCAGGGUGGUGUCAAGGCCGAGCCCCCGGACGCGCCCGACUUCUUCGACGACCUCCCGCCAGACAUGUUCGACUCCCUUGAUCAGGUGCCCCCGCCGUUGUCGCCGCCUGCGACGAGCUCUGGAUUCUGAGAUUGGCCUUCCCGAUGGACCAGUGCCUUGUUAACCAGUACUGUCUGUUCUGACGCUGCUGACCAGUACUAGCGGUUGCUGAAAGUUUAGCCUUGUGGACUAGAUUGCAGCCAGUUUAGUUAACCUCGCAGUGAUUCAGAUUAGAGCUUUGUGUUUGGAUAUGGAAAGUGCAAUGCUUCUAAUCAUAGAUGCAGAAUGUAAUAUGCAAGUAUUGAUCGAGUGAUUGUAAUAUGCUGUAAGAUUGGUAUCAGUCGAGUACAAGAGAUUUAAGAAAUUUAGCA